This is a messenger RNA of Soboliphyme baturini, 501 nucleotides long. The record is from the annotation of a GenBank genome assembly. NCBI's taxonomy places the organism in Eukaryota, Metazoa, Nematoda, Enoplea, Dioctophymatida, Soboliphymatidae.
AUGGAUAUCUGUCUAUAUCUAGCUUGCGGAUUUUCAGAAUUAACCUUAAAUCCUCCGGAAGGAAUAAUCGCAGGCCCAGUGAGCGAAGAAAAUUUUUUCGAAUGGGAAUGUUUAAUAACAGGUCCGGAAAAGACAUGCUUCGAAAAUGGUGUUUUCCCGGCCAAACUAAUGUUUCCAUCCGAUUAUCCUUUGAGCCCUCCGAAAAUGGUAUUUACAGGCGAGAUGUUUCACCCGAAUGUCUAUCCGGAUGGCAGAGUUUGCAUCAGCAUUCUUCAUGCGGCUGGCGAUGAUCCUAUGGGCUACGAAACAAGCGCUGAACGUUGGUCUCCAGUUCAGAGCGUCGAGAAGAUUCUCCUUUCCGUUGUCAGCAUGCUAGCAGAACCGAAUGACGAAAGUGCAGCCAAUGUGAACGCUGCGAAGAUGUGGCGCGAUGACCGCAAGCAGUUCGAAGACAUCGCCAAUCGCAUUGUACGAAAGAGUCUUGGUCUAUCAGCAACAUGA